UUUAACACUUAUAGCAUUAACUUGUGACACCAAAAAGUCCAGCAUGCAUAUCAACUUUUGAUAAUAUUGUUCAAUGCUCAUGCCUAAUUGCUUACGUAUAGCCAUAAUAAUAUAAAUGAACAAGAAACCGCACCAAAACACAUUGCAAAAACAAAGUGAUCAAUUAACUCACAAGGAAAAAAUGGUGAGUGUUCAAUCUCAUUCCAUUGUUAUCCCCUCCAAACCAACACCAAAUCCAAAACUCUUCUCCUUAUGUGAACAAAUCAAGCUUCACACUCACGCUCCUGUCCUUUAUGUCUACAACAACAAAACAACAUCAUCAUCAUCAACAUCAACAUCAACCUUCUUUGAAACACUUAAAAAUUCUCUUAGCCAAGCUUUGGUUAUUUUCUAUCCACUAGCUGGAAGGUUGAGUUGGACCAAAGAAGGAGGAAGAUGGGAAAUUCAUUGCAACGCCAAAGGAGCGCUUCUAAUAGAAGCCAAAUGUGAAGAAUUAACAAAUUUGAAUGAAUUGGGUGAUUUUGUGCCAACUAAUUUGGUGUCACAACUUAUACCAAACAUUGAUUACAAUCUUCCCAUUCAAGAUAUUCCUUUAUUGGCGGUGCAACUAACGAGGUUCCAAUGUGGUGGUUUUACGUUAGGUGUCGCCUUAUGUCGUGCCACAAUUGAUGGAACGGCCACCAUGUGUUUCGUGAACACGUGGGCUAAGUUAGCGCGUGGAGAGAAAUUGAAUGAAAAUGAAUUGCCAUAUCACGAUCGAGUCUUGUUAAAUUCACGUAAACUCAAACAUUCAGCGUCCUUGAAUUGUCAUCCUGAGUUUCACGCACCACCUGGUUGGUUGGGGCGUGAUUUGGACGACACUAGAGAAGUUGUUGUUGCUACUGUGAAACUCGCGCAAGAACAAGUUUAUAAGCUCAAGAGAAAAGUUGGUUCUUGCGCGAGGUUCCAACCUACCUCAAAAGAUAUCUCUAAGAAAAAACCCUAUUCAACUUUUGAGGUUAUUGUAGGAUAUCUUUGGAGGUGCGUCACUAAAGCGCGCUACACACAAGGAAAUAGUGAUCAACCAACGAGAUUGUCCACGUUGGUUAACUGUAGAAACCGUUUAAAACCGCCUCUCCCUAGCGGUUAUGCCGGCAAUGCAGCAUUUCCAACGGUGACACCAACUCGCUCCUUUAAUGAUAUUAUUCGUAAGCCUUUGGGUAAUGUUGUAGAGGAUGUUAGGGAAGCACUUGAAAGAGUGACAGGAGAUUAUGUAAUGUCGGCACUUGAUUACAUAGAUAGGGAGAAAGAAAUGGAUUUGUUGAGAUAUAAUUUUCACUACCCUGCAAAAAGUGUGUGUGAGGGACCAUACAAGAGGAACCCAAAUCUUUUUGUUGUUAGUUGGAUGAAUUUUCCUUAUAAAGAUGCAAAUUUUGGGUGGGGGGAACCUACAUAUUAUGGGCCAGGGUACAUGGAUUCUGAAGGGAAGGCUUUUGUUAUGAAUGAUAGUGAUGGAGAUGGUCUUGUUGUGGCGAUUUGUUUGGAGGCAUGUUUUAUGGAUAGUUUUAAGAAAUUGUUUUAUGAUGAUAUUGAUGAUGUGUUUUCUACUUCUAAAUUGUGAAGCAAUGUUAAGUGGUUAAAGGGAUUUGGUUCAAGUAAAUGAGGUUGGUUCAAUAUAUUGAAGUGAUUCAUUUGGGAAAUAAAAUCGUGCAAUUGUUUUGAUUAUUUUUGUUUAUAAUCAAUUUUGAUAGUUUUGAUUUGACAAUUAAGAUAUGAAGUUAUUCAGUGUUUGUUUUUUCAACUU
Molecule: messenger RNA, 1783 nt
Organism: Cicer arietinum (chickpea)
Lineage: Eukaryota; Viridiplantae; Streptophyta; Magnoliopsida; Fabales; Fabaceae
Product: hydroxycinnamoyl-CoA:piscidic acid hydroxycinnamoyltransferase-like
Molecular function (GO): acyltransferase activity, transferring groups other than amino-acyl groups
Source: RefSeq, a predicted model, not a curated record